Molecule: messenger RNA, 543 nt
Organism: Rodentolepis nana
Lineage: Eukaryota; Metazoa; Platyhelminthes; Cestoda; Cyclophyllidea; Hymenolepididae
Source: the annotation of a GenBank genome assembly
AUCGAUUUGAAACACUGUCAUAUCACCAAAAAACAUGUCUCUCAAAUGCUGUCAGAAAAUGUCACACAUUUGUUGCCGUCUUAUCAUAAGAAUCGAACUAAAUUGGUUGCCUGGGUUGUUUCAAAUGGUCGUCCAACAAAUAAUCCCAAUCAGUAUGCGAAUGCUCUUGAACUAUUUGUGCCGGCAAUUGUUCAAAGUCGAAGCAAGAUCUUCUUUGAUUUGAUCGAUCCCUACUUCCACUCAAGGCGACGACCUCUUGAUUUACAAAAUACUGGAAUGGAACCGAUCGUUUUGGGUGCCUACAAGGAGGACUACGAGAGUGUUCUUCCACCUCAUUCCUACAUCAACGUGGAUGACUUGGACUCUAUUCAGGAACUUGCUGAGUACCUUCAGUUCUUGGACAAGAAUGACACUGCUUACGCACAAUAUUUUGCUUGGACAAAACAUGGCCCAAUUAUCGUAAAUUCCGAUUCACCUAGGAUGAUUAUUUGUUGCAUGAAACUGGUUGCUGUAAUUCAUUUUCAAUUGUGUUUAAGAUUGUGA